AUGGUUGAUGCACUGACCCCGAUACAGAAAGAACUUGUGGCAGGCCUGACAACGGGUGCCCUGACGACAGUGGUGGUGCAUCCUUUGGAUUUGAUUAAAAUUAGGCUUCAACUUCUAGCAACUAGCACCACAAAGCUAGGAUAUCGAUAUAUCUUUGGCAGCAUUUCUCGCUCAGCGGAUACCAACCCCAUUAAAGGAGGGCUGCUACGGGAGCUGUAUCGAGGGCUAGGAAUAAAUCUAUUUGGUAAUGCCGUUGCCUGGGGACUUUAUUUCGGGCUGUAUCGCACUUCCAAAGAUAUGCUAUAUGACUAUAAAGCUGUCCAUGUUUCAGGAACUAAGAAUGACGUUCAAAAAGAUUCUAAGAUGUCAUCGUUAAUGUUUUUAUCCGCCGGUGCUUUGAGCGGCAUAAUAACAGCUGUAUUGACUAACCCCAUUUGGGUUAUAAAAACACGCAUAAUGUCAACGAGUAGCAGUGAUCACUAUUCGUAUAAAUCUACAUUAAAUGGAGUAAAACGGCUGCUCAGUGAGGAAGGUCCACGUUCAUUCUGGAGGGGUCUCAUACCUUCGUUGUUCGGCGUCUCCCAAGGGGCAAUAUAUUUUAUGAUCUAUGAUACGUUGAAGUAUAGAUUCAGUUCUCUACGUCAUUAUAGUGAUGAUGAAAAAUCAAAUAAGGGCCUAAAAAACUCUGAGAUCUUUGUGAUCUCUUCGGCUAGCAAACUUAUUUCGGUGACAGCCGUAUAUCCUUUCCAAUUACUAAAAUCGAAUUUACAAUGCUUUGAUGCACGGGAAAAAAAGUAUACAAUGAAUAGAUUGAUCAAUUUCAUAUAUGGAACUGAGGGGGUUAAAGGUUUUUACAAAGGGCUGUCAGCCAAUCUGUUUCGAGCAAUCCCUUCUACUUGUAUUACAUUCGGCAUAUACGAAAAUCUGAAAAGUUUGCUCUAA
Zygotorulaspora mrakii is the source of this 942-nucleotide messenger RNA. It is a transcript of the gene FLX1, whose product is annotated as flavin adenine dinucleotide transporter FLX1. Gene Ontology annotation, cellular component: mitochondrion. Gene Ontology annotation, molecular function: FAD transmembrane transporter activity; folic acid transmembrane transporter activity. The transcript has a single exon. Gene Ontology annotation, biological process: folate import into mitochondrion; nucleotide transport. The coding region runs from base 1 to 942 and encodes 313 amino acids. The record is from RefSeq and is a predicted model, not a curated record. NCBI's taxonomy places the organism in Eukaryota, Fungi, Ascomycota, Saccharomycetes, Saccharomycetales, Saccharomycetaceae.